Enterobius vermicularis (human pinworm) is the source of this 411-nucleotide messenger RNA. Lineage: Eukaryota; Metazoa; Nematoda; Chromadorea; Rhabditida; Oxyuridae. The record is from the annotation of a GenBank genome assembly.
AUGACAAAGCUAUUUUUUGCAAUUGGCUUGGGGCCUCAAAGUUUUUUUAUUGCUUCUGAAAUGGUCGGACAGGCAGCUCGAAGUGUUUCUCAGGGCUGCGCGAUGGCUUCUCAAAUGAUUGCGAGAACUAUUUGUAUUGCUGUGUUUUUGGGAUUAAAAGAAGCUGUUGGUCAAUCAUUUGCAUUUCUUAUUUUAUUCGUCGCUCCAAUGAUAUUCUCCAUGUUGUAUUUAUACUUUCGUAUGCCGGAAACUAAGAACAGAAAUCAUAAAGAGGUUAUUGAAGCAAUGGAGAAGCUGCCAUCAAUUGCAAACUGUUUUAAGAGCAGAAAACGGCAUUCUAAAAACGUUUACAGUGUGUACGCAACUCCGGUUUUAGCUUACGGCACGCUUACUCAUAACGAAAAAUUCUGA